This is a messenger RNA of Lacerta agilis (Sand lizard), 1095 nucleotides long. RefSeq lists its product as uncharacterized. The transcript is spliced from 3 exons. NCBI's taxonomy places the organism in Eukaryota, Metazoa, Chordata, Lepidosauria, Squamata, Lacertidae. The coding region runs from base 52 to 882 and encodes 276 amino acids. The record is from RefSeq and is a predicted model, not a curated record.
CAACUGAAACAUGAAGAACUAUUAGCAGAGGCACAGAAUUGAGGAUCAACAAUGAGCACAGUGGUUCUCAAGCUGUUUUCCUUGGGCCACACUUUCCAACCCCUCAAAUGCCCUGCUAUUAAAGCAUCACGGGACACCACGAAUCGGCCUCUGUUCCCAGAAUCGACUGCCCCGAUUUUGCUCCCCUGUGAUGGUUGUGCCAGAGUGAGGGACCCCAAAACAGGCAUGGCACUGCCCCGCAGCCUGAUUUUCUCUGGCCUUCCUGUUCCUGAUGAAGAAAGAUCAACACUCACCAUCCACGUUGGUAUCGGUGGACUGACAAAUAUAGAUCUUAUCUUCACCACCUCUUCCUUCCCGUCCUUCAUUACAUUGACUUCUUCCUUCCACUCCUCAUCGCUGACCAGGGGAUGUAUCUUGGGCAAGCGGCAGCAGGAGACCAGCAGCCUGCAGAGCUUCCUCAAACUUCGGACCCUAGGGAAGAAGAGGGGGGAAAUUAGGAGAUGGCUUCUAGAUACCUCUGUGCUGAAUUUGGGAAUGAGAAUGAGAAAUCCUACUUACACUUGCGAUGAAGUGAGUCUCUUCAUUUGCUCUCUGAACAUCUCGACUGACUAUUCUCUCCCUCACUUGCUAUCCUCAAAUGGUUUCUCUUUCCAAAGUUCUCAGCCAAGUCACUCAGCAGGGGGACAUGUCGCAAUGGAGGACAUUUAUAAAGUCAUUUGUAAAGCCAUUGAACAACAAGGGGACCAGGACAGAACCUGGCGGCACCCCACUUGUCACUUUUCCCCAGGACGACGAGGAACCAUCAAGGCACCCAGGGAAUUUUCCUUUUAUACCUAUGUUUUUCCUUACCUACCCACAGGAUGCUGCUGCCCAAGUGUGUGAGUCAGUCAGGUGGGGGGUGGAUGGGAGGCAGGAGCAUUUAGGCCUGCUGGGAUGCAUGGCCCAGCGACUGGUCUCGGAUUGAUGGGGUGUUCUACUUCAACAUCCAGAAGGUCACAGGUUCCCCAUCACUGAACCAGAAGUUACUGUUGUCAGUGUUUCUCUGUUGAAGCCCUUGUUCUGUACCUGAGCACUUCUAAUUAAAAGUAUUUAUUG